AUGUUGUUUUGGAAUGUUAGGGGCAUCAACAAACUCAAUAAGCAAAAUGAAGUCAAGAAAUUGAUUUCUCAUCAGAAAAUUGGGUUUGUUGGGCUCCUAGAAACAAAGGUUAAGGCUCAUAGAAUGGGAGCCUUAUACCUGAAUAUGUUUCAAGGGUGGUGUUUUACUUCUAAUAUUGCUCAUCACCCUAAUGGGGGGAUCAUUAUAGCUUGGAAUUCGAAUAGCUUUGAGGUCGAUAUAAGAGGAGGAUCUAGUCAAUGUAUUCAUUGUUGGAUUAGGCUGAAAAGAGGAGAUCAAUUUGUUGUUACAGUUGUUUAUGCUUUGAAUGAGAAUAAUGGUAGGCAACAACUUUGGAAUGAUCUUGGGGCCAUGGCUCAAGACAAUAAGCUUCUGUGGCUUGUUUGUGGAGAUUUUAACACUGUUUUGAAUACUGCAGAAAGAUUUGAGUAUCACGGCAAUGGCACUAAAAUGGUGCCUUUUCAGAUUGUGGUCUUGAAGAUGUUAAAAAAGUUCCCUACAGCAGAAGUUACUUUCCUCCCUAAAGGUGUUUUUGAUCAUACUCUAGCCAUUCUCUCAAUAUAUCCAAAUUUUCAAGAUACAAAGAAGCCUUUCCGAUAUUUCAAUUAUUGGAGUUCCUUGAAGACUUUCUCUGGUAUUGUCCAAUCUGGUUGGCAGGAAAAUGUAGAAGGCUUCCCAAUGUAUAAACUAGUUAGUAAACUCAGACAUCUCAAACGUGGACUCAAAGGCUUAAAACAGCAAGGCGUUGGUGACAUUAGUGUUCAGGAUAGUGAAGCUUAUAAAACUCUAAUUGCUAUUCAGUUGGCUUUGAGGGAGCAACUUGGUAAUGGAGAUUUAAUAACUCGGGAAAUUCAAGCCAGAAAACGCUAUGCUGAGAUUCACAAGAAUUAUCUGAUUUUUCUGAGACAAAAAGCUAAGAUCACCUAG
Messenger RNA from Humulus lupulus (European hop), 945 nucleotides. RefSeq lists its product as uncharacterized. The coding region runs from base 1 to 945 and encodes 314 amino acids. The record is from RefSeq and is a predicted model, not a curated record. The transcript is spliced from 2 exons. Gene Ontology annotation, molecular function: catalytic activity. NCBI's taxonomy places the organism in Eukaryota, Viridiplantae, Streptophyta, Magnoliopsida, Rosales, Cannabaceae.